Durusdinium trenchii is the source of this 1594-nucleotide messenger RNA. NCBI's taxonomy places the organism in Eukaryota, Dinophyceae, Suessiales, Symbiodiniaceae. The record is from the annotation of a GenBank genome assembly.
GUAGAUAAUGGUAGUAGGCCCAGUAGGCAUCAGCGGAUUACAUGUGUGGCCCAGUUUUCUCUAUGAGGCCAGAAUGUUUGGCUUCAGGUUGUUGGCCCAUAACCACAACGUGUUUGCGCACCCACGAGUAGAGAGGACAUGAGAGGACAUUGACCUUUCUAAAUUCUCCACCUCAAUCUAGGCGGUUUUGUGCGUUUGGUCCGUCAGCCCUUGGGCUCUCAGCGGAGCCUCGUGGUUUGCCGACUCACAGUUCUACAUGAAUCUCUAUGUCGUGAGCCUCCUGUCCGCUGUCGCCCUCGGCUUCCGCGCGGAUGUCCAAUACCAACGCGUGGAUGCGAUCGACCCAGCAGAGCGCCGGAAGAUGGUCGAGAGCUUCGGGAAGUUCAAGGCCAUUCUGGCGACCAACCAGUCACGCUUUCUGAAGGACUGUGCCAAGGCCAGCGACUACAUCUCAGACGUGCUCUCUUGUGGCAACACAGUCCUUUGCUAUUCCAGGCUUUUUACCAAGGACCCUUUGGUACUCAAGAAGAACCUGAAGAUUGGCAAGAAAAAUGUGGAGAAAGCACUGAAGAAUGUGAAAUCUUGCCUUUCCACGCCACUGGAUUACAUGUACUUGGACUAUGUGACGUUGGGCCUAUGGAAGCGCGUGCAAGAUUUGGUUCGCCAUACAGACCUGGGCAACCAAAGUCCUGGGGCCUUGUCGCAUGGUAGCUUGGAGAGGAAGUUUUUGCAAGCACGUGGAGGAAGAAACUUCUUGAUUGAUGUGGCACAAGCCAGCCUGGAUUCGCUGAAGGCAGAGCUGUUGAGGAAGGAAGAUCCAGAGGACUUACCAAGAGUCUUCUUCGCAUAUCUUUCGUGGAGCACCGUCGGCACUUGGCGAUCACAGAAUCACCUCUUCGCCAUUGUGAAGCGAAGCAACACCAACUUUCACAUCAUGCAGGGCUACAUCAAGUCAGAUGUUGAGCCAGGAUAUGACCUUUCGGACUGGCUGUGCUCGAGAAACCCCUUUGCCAACAUCAAUGGCUUUGGAGCCUUCUCGAUGCACAAGUUCUUGGACCAUUUGGACACCUUUAUCGACAAUGGUCAUGAAGGGGAUACCUUCGACGGGGACAACCACGCCGCCAUGUUUUUGGUGCGGGAGAAGAACUUCGAGGGCAAGGAGUAUGUGCCAGCUUUUGCAUGGUUUGAGGUCGAGCAGUCGGACAUGAAUUCGGACCAGGACAUCGCCCUCAUGGUGAAGUCUGCCACUUCCCAAGCUCAAGCAGUGCCACUGGAGGAGCAGUGUCAGGAUUUGGAGAAGAUCCAUGAGGGGAAACUUCUGCCAGGUGAGACACUGAAGGCUCGCCCCGGAGCACUGGCGGCCUUGCGCUCGGAUCGCCCAGAGGACUGGACCCUGGAGCAGCAGACGAGCUCCGAGGUGUUUGCCCGGGACAUGCGCCAAACGGACGAGGAAGAAGAGUGAAGCGUUUUCACCUGGCGGAGCUCAUCGCCGAAGCAAGCCAGAAGAUCGAAACAGAGCGGACCACGGCGGAGCACCUGGCGAGCCAGCGCUCGAACGAGGCGGCCGCCGAGGCUGCUUCUCUUCAGACCUUGC